GGCAGCGCAGGCAGCAGCGGGGCUUCCCUCUAGCCGCAGGGCAGGAACCCCGGCCGGCGCUGCCCCUCCAUCAUGAUCCUUUGGUGGUGGCUCUGCUGCGGCCUCUCCACCUCGGUGGGGCAGCCCGACUCGGAGCUGAUGGCGAGGUACCUGGAGGAGAAGCUGAUGGCAGACUACAGCAUCAUGGAGCAGGUUGCACGCCGUGUUCCACGACAGGCCAAGUUCCUGCAGAGGCUGGAAACCAGGCCUCGGAUGUCUGAGUUCAGUGUGAAAUCCACAAUCAUUUCUCGCUAUGCUUUCACCACGGUGUCCUGCACGAUGGUGAACAGCGGAUCUGAGGCACGAGAGGCUGUGUUUGAGAUGCAGAUCCCUGCUCCAGCUUUCAUCUCCAACUUUACCAUGAUCAUUGGCAACAAGACUUAUUAUGGGGAGGUCACAGGGAAAGAAAAGAAACACAGCAGUGAUGACAAAGCAAGGCACAGGAAGCCUCUGAACUCCACAGAAGGAAGGGAGAAUGGCUAUGAGACAUUCAAAGCUUCUGUCUUCAUUCCUCGCAAGAUGCAGGCCAAGUUCCUACUGCAUUAUGAAGAGCUUUUGCAAAGGAGGCUGGGGAAAUAUGAGUACACAGUCAGCAUCCGGCCCCAGCAGCUGGUAGGGAGGCUACGAGUGGAGGUGAACAUCCUGGAGAAGUCAGGAAUAGUUUCUCUGGAGGUGCCUCCCCUGCGGAACAGCAAGCACAAGGGCAAUGGAAAAGCUGAAGGUGAUGUUUCUCCUCCUCCUUCUACUGUAAUUGGACAUACGAAAACCUUGGCUAAAGUUACAUUCAAUCCCAGUGUUGUUGAGCAAACCAGGAUCGCCCGAAAUGGCAUUUUGGGAGACUUCAUCAUUAGAUAUGAUGUCAACAGGGAGCUGAGUGUUGGGGAUGUUCAGAUUCUUAAUGGGUAUUUCGUGCACUACUUCGCCCCCACAGAUCUUCCUCCAUUGCCAAAGAACGUCGUGUUUGUGCUUGACAGCAGUGCUUCAAUGGUGGGAACGAAACUGAAACAGACCAAAGAAGCUCUCUUCACAAUCCUCCAGGACCUGAGGCCUGAAGACCACUUCAAUAUCAUUGGCUUUUCCAACCGCAUAAAGGUCUGGCAGCAAGACCGGCUGGUGCCAGUUACUCCAAAUAACAUAAGAGAUGCCAAAAAGUACAUUCAUAACAUGUCACCUACUGGAGGGACUAAUAUUAAUGGUGCUCUCCAGACUGGUGCAAAGCUGCUAAACGAUUACAUUGCUCAGAAUGACAUUGAUGCCAGGAGUGUCUCUCUGAUCAUCUUCCUCACGGAUGGGAGGCCCACUGUUGGGGAAACACAGUCACUGAAAAUCCUCAGCAACACCAAGGAUGCCAUCCGUGAUAAAUUCUGCCUCUUCACCAUCGGUAUUGGCAAUGAUGUGGACCACAAGCUGCUGGAGAGGAUGGCACUGGAGAACUGCGGCAUGACAAGGCAUUUCCAGGAGGAUGAGGAUGCAGCCAGCCACCUCAAAGGGUUCUAUGAUGAAAUAGGAACUCCUCUUCUCUCUGACAUCCGUGUUGACUACCCUGAAGACAACGUGGAGCAAGUCACCCAGAACUUCUUCCCUAACUACUUUAAUGGCUCUGAAAUCAUCAUAGCUGGCAAACUCAUCAACCGCACCUCAGACAGUCUCCAUGUGGAGGUGACUGCUAGCAACUCCAAGAAGUACAUCCUCCUCAAGAAAGAUGUGGCUAUUGACGUGCCAAGCAGGAAUGAUAUCAGAGGUAUCCCCGGCUUGGAAGAUGACAAAGGUGAUAUAAAUUACAUUGAGAGGGCAUGGAGUUACCUCACCAUCAAGGAACUGCUUAACUCUUGGUUGAAGAGUGAUGACAGUCAGGAAAAAGACUAUUUGAUGGAGAAAGCCAAGUCAAUGGCCCUGACUUACGAUUUUGUUACUCCCUUCACUGUUCUGAAGAUGAGAGAGGCUGGGGUCCAUCCAGAACUAGCUCCAGAGGAGUUUAUCAGCCCUUCUACUGACGGCAUCGGAGAAAAGUUGCAGAGUUUGCAGGGACACAAAGCACCACCAGGUAUACAGAGACAGCAAGAUAAACAGAGAAUUAAAAUCUCCAAAACCUCAGCUGAUGGAGACCCUCACUUUGUCAUUGAUUUCCCCUCCAGCAAGUUCUCUGUCUGCUUCAACAUCGAUGGAGAACCAGGGGACAUCCUCCGACUGGUUUCUGAUCAUAAGGAAUCUGGUGUAACUGUGAAUGGGCAAUUAAUAGGAGCUCCUGCACCACCCAACGGCCACAAGAAGCAUCGGACUUACUUCAGCACCAUCACUAUCCUCAACAAUAAGCCAGAGAGAUCUUACCUGGAGAUCACACCCAAAAGAAUCAUCCUGGAUGAUGGGGAAAGGCUCCUUCUCUCCUGUGGCCGGAGCGCCGUUGUGCGAAGCAGCAGCCUCGAGGUGUCCAUCUCUGCCAAUUCCAACGUCACUGUGACCAUACGAGACACCAUCAGCUUUGUCAUCCUCAUCCACCGUUACAAGAAGCCAGCCCCAUAUCAGAGGAAUCACCUGGGGUUCUACAUCUCCAACAGUAAAGGCCUCUCUUCUGAUUCCCAUGGGCUACUGGGUCAGUUCUUGAACCACGAAGUUAAACUUCUCCAGGAAUCUCUAAACACAAGUCAUCAGCAGGUUGGUCAGAAUCAAACAGAAGCAUUGCAGCCAAACCCUACAAACACCCUGAAAGUGAAGGGACGCCUCGUUCCUGUGGUGUGGAAGCAGAGGAGGAUCUACAGUGGCCAGCAGAAAGUUGAGUGCUGGUUUGCCAAAAACAAUGCAGACAAACUGAUCGAUGGGAGCUAUAGGGACUAUUUGGCUUCUCAUCCUUUUGACACAGGGACCAGCUCUGGGACAAGUAACAGCCUUUAAGAAGGACCAGAGCCAUGCAUUGCAGCAGCAUGUGUGACAGUGGUUCCCUUCUGAAGCCUCUAGAGCUAGGCAACUUAUGAAUAUUUCUUUACUUUUUGGUGCCAAAGAAACCAAGGCUUUUUGUCCUUGGAAAUCAGCUGUCUCUCUUUCAUGCUAGAUGGAUGUUGUUCAUCAAAUUCCUGCAGACAAGGAGGCUGUGGGGGAAAGGGUUGAGGAGAUGGUAAAAGCAUGAUGAGUGCUCUCCCAAUAGGAAUGAACGGAGAAGUGGUCGAGCACUCGUGUCAAGCAAUGCAGAGAGCUGCUGGCCUUAAAAUUAACCCAUGCAGGGAUCUGUGCAAUACCCCAGGAGCUGGUAAGUCACACAGAGAGAGGCAUAGAUCAUACAGCACAGUGUCUGUCUAGAGAGACGUCCUUGGGUGUCCUCCCUUUAGUGCUUUGUGACUUGGAGCAUCUGCUCCAACCGUGGUCCCUGGGGAAGGGAGAGAGAGAGACAGGAGAGGUGUCUGGAUAUUCAUCUGUACUGCCCCGUUAGCAUCAAAGAGGUAACAAAGAAAUCAAAACCUUAUAAAUCAACAGCCCACAAGACAGUAUUGCUCUCUUGGUUAUUAGGCUGAGGUCUGGAUUUACUACUAAGCGUGACGUUCCCUGAACUCCUGUGGACCCUUAAAACAGUGGUGAAAACCUCCAUGUGGCUUAUUGCUGUCUCAGUGCACAGGCUGCCUGCUCAAAAAGCAGCAGGAGGAGUGGUGCAGGCUCCCAUUCCAUGAAGCAUCUCAUUUAUGUAACAUUGCAGGUUUAGUGAUAGCUUGAAUCUUGACUCCCUCAGAGACACAAAUUCCACUGUGAGCUUCCAACAGAGCUACCACCUCCAUGAGCAGAGCAUCCCUUCUGCUCAGCAGAGAUUUAAAUUCUCUAAAAGAUGAUGAACCAGCAGUCAGGACAGCUUUUGACCCUACAAACAGCAUCUUCAACUUAGACUAGACAUUUCUAGCUGCUUUGCUAAUCAGGGAGGAAGUCUUUAUUUACUCCAAGUCGUAAAAUAACUUUCAUCCCAGUUUCCCCUGGCUCCUUCUCCUUCCUUAUGCCGCAGGAAUCUGUGCACAGCAGGAAGGAGGUUACAGAAGGGUCCGCCAGCCACCCCCACUGCAGGUGGUGCAAGCCUCCAACCCCAAACUGCAAGGCUGUGGUCUAUUUCAAAGUGAGGCAUCCCUGAAUAAUGCUAUAGAUCAGCCACAGGGGAGUUCCUUUAAUAGAGAACUUGGCCAAAGAGGACUUUGACAACCACAAAGACAUUUGGAUGGCAAGGCCAAAUUGAGCUCAUGUAUACUCUGCCUUUCCAGAACUGAAAGAGGGUGGGUGUGGAAGCAUCCCCAGGAACUAAAUGAUAUCCAUGUGUUAGGAGGAAACUGAGUUGCCAGAGAGCUACAGAAAUGGGUUCAAUCUCGACUGAUUUUUUUCAUAUUUAAUAUAUUAUAUUUAAUCCUAUUGUUGCUGGGGUUGGGGUGGUGAUUUUCCAGUUGCUUUGUCUUCUGGUUUGUACUGCUAGCCCCGUGGCAGCAGAGCAGGCAGCAAGCCUGGUUCUUAUUCACACCAUGUACUGCAGCAAAAAGGGAGCUAGCUAAAAGCAACCAGCUACAUUUAACUGCUGGAAGAUGCUUACAGAGAGCUCAGUCAGUGCAAAACUCAGGGCAAGGCUUGAGCUUUGGAACAGAACACAAAAAAACUACUGCUUUAGGCCCAGCUAUGUUGAGAAAUAGCUCUCCUACAAGAGAGGACUGAAGGCAUGCAAUAACCCAAGAGGUUAAUGCUCUGCAGCAUGCACAUGGGCCAAAAAUGAGAUGGGAAAGAACAUCUGUGAAGUUGACUUCUCCAGCCAAGACAAGAGUGGAAAGAGAGAUCACCAGCCCAUUUCCAACAAACCUCCUGUAUCCCUAGAACAGGGUGCAGCCAAUAGUGGGGGUGAACUUACAGACAGCCUGGUCUUCUUCAUACUGUCCUCACUGAAGAGAUUGCUUUGAAAUAUUUCCUUUCCUCCCACAUUUAACUGUUCAAGUGUAUUGCUAAGGGGAUUGAUUGGCUUAAGGUCUCCUGUCAUCUCAUCUCUCCUGUAUAUAGAUAUGUAUAUAUACAUAUACACAUAUUGCUAAUGCAUCAGGUGCAUCAUUACUCCUCUUCCUCCUAUGCCAGCCAAGGAAACGUACUUCUCAGGGCCUGAAGAGAACAGUGAUCAAGUCCAGCUUCCCAGCCAUGUGAAGCACCUGGAGCAAUAUAUUCAAGGUCUCAUUUCAGGCUCCUGUUAUCCAUUUCACAAUAAAUAUUUUACAGUGAA
Neopsephotus bourkii (Bourke's parrot) is the source of this 5257-nucleotide messenger RNA. RefSeq names its product inter-alpha-trypsin inhibitor heavy chain 5 (gene ITIH5). The record is from RefSeq and is a predicted model, not a curated record. NCBI's taxonomy places the organism in Eukaryota, Metazoa, Chordata, Aves, Psittaciformes, Psittacidae. Gene Ontology annotation, molecular function: serine-type endopeptidase inhibitor activity. Bases 73 to 2928 code for a protein of 951 amino acids. Gene Ontology annotation, biological process: hyaluronan metabolic process. The transcript has 14 exons.